Messenger RNA from Condylostylus longicornis, 900 nucleotides. RefSeq lists its product as uncharacterized. The coding region runs from base 447 to 758 and encodes 103 amino acids. NCBI's taxonomy places the organism in Eukaryota, Metazoa, Arthropoda, Insecta, Diptera, Dolichopodidae. The record is from RefSeq and is a predicted model, not a curated record. The transcript is spliced from 3 exons.
AAUUUAUACAAUUUCAAAUACUAAUAAUUCAGUUUUCUUUACGAACACCAUCGAAUAAGGUUAGCUGAAGCAAAAAAAAAACAUAUAAUGUAUUGGAACAACUUUGUUCUAAAUUUUAAAUUUUAAAAAAUUUCUUAAAAUAAUAGAAGAUAAUUUUCUUUCAAUAUUGAUGUGCAUUGAAUUUUUGUUUUAUUUUAAUUAUUUUUGAAACUUAAGUCGAAGAACAAUAGAACAAAAAAUUGAGCUUCUCCAGUAAAUGGUAGCGCAAAGAUAAUUUUUUUUUCUCUAUAAUAAAAGAAUUACCAAGUGAAUGAUAACAAAAAAAAAAUGUAUAAAUUUAAAACAAAAAAAAGGAUCAAUCUUUUUAUUUUUUAAAUAAUAAAAAUUGCUGAUAUUCUGACGAUAAUAAUUAUCCCAAUGAUAAUGAAUUGAAAAUUUAAUUAAAAAUGACAAAAGCUAAAAAAUCAUCGCAUAGCGGUAGCAACAGUAACAGUAAAAGUGUUGUCAGUAAUAAUAAUAAACGUUUAUCUAGUGGAGAAAAAAACACAAAAAAAGAUUCUUCGAAGAAUUUAAAGCAUGAAGCAAGUGGCGAUGAAAUGAAUUCUGGAUUCGGAGAUUAUAUUCGUUCAUCGCAAGGAGUUGGAAUGAUGAAACUUUUUGUGAUGGCCAAUUCACUUAUGUUGAUUGUUACAAUGGCUUGGCCAAAUAUGAAACAUGUAUACAACAUAAUUUAUGAAUACUUUUUUGAAGAAGAAUAAAAGAAUAAUAAAACCCUUUACCAAAUGAUUUUAACUUAAUAUUGAAAUUUUAAAUCUAUAUUUACCUGCAUUUAAUUAAAACAAUAAAAGAGAAGCCAACAGAAAAAUAAUUUAUUCUUGACACAAAAUUCUUAAAUUUUAA